CAGAGAUACAGUGGAAUAGGAUAUCACUGGUGUCUGUGUGUGGGGGAAUCAUGGAAGAUCCUGCUGUCAUGUAUGUUCCAAAAUAUGUCAUAGAAACAUGUAAAACUGCAUGACCAGCCAUUUAAGGACAGACUGACUCUCCUUACACUUUCAUUUUCAUCUUGAGUCUCUCAGAAUUGCAUUGUCAACUAAAGUCAGUUUGUCUUCCAGGAGAACACAGUUUGAGAGGAAUUCAGGAGCCAGGAAUGAGAAAUCACUCAACAAUAACCACGUUCAUCCUCCUGGGGUUAACAGAUGACCCACAACUGAAGAUUCUGACUUUUAUAUUUCUAUUUAUCACCUACAUGUUGAGCAUAACUGGAAACCUGACCAUCAUCCUCCUCAUUUUAGUGGAUUCCCACCUUAAAACUGCAAUGUACUAUUUUCUCCAGAAUUUUUCCUUCUUAGAAAUCUCGUUCACUUCUGCCUGCAUUCCUAGGUUCUUGUACAGCCUAUCAACAGGUGACAGGACCAUUACAUACAAUGCUUGUGCAUGCCAACUAUUUUUUAUAGACUUGUUUGGAGUAACAGAGUUUUUUCUUCUUACUGUUAUGUCCUACGAUCGAUAUGUAGCCAUUUGCAAACCCUUGCAUUAUGUGACCAUCAUGAACCAGAGGGUCUGCAAAAGACUUAUUUUGUGCUGUUGGAUAAUUGCCUUGUUGAUUAUAUUUCCACCACUUAGUGUGGGACUGGGACUGGAGUUCUGUGACACUAAUGUCCUUGACCAUUUUGGCUGUGAUGCUAAUCCUAUCCUGAAGAUCACAUGCUCAGAUACUUGGCUCUUAGAGCAGAUGGUUAUUGCCUGUUCUGUGUUCGUCUUCAUCUUGACUCUCGUGUGUGUGGUUUUGUCCUACACUUAUAUCAUGAGAACAAUUAUGAGGUUCCCAUCAGCCCAGCAAAGGAAGAAAGCAUUUUCCACCUGCUCUUCCCACAUGAUUGUGGUUUCCAUCACCUAUGGUAGCUGUAUCUUCAUGUACACCAAACCUUCAUCAAAAGAUGACAUGACCAUGAAUAAGGGGGUAUUAAUAUUAACUACUUCCAUCUCCCCCAUGUUGAACCCAUUUAUUUAUACUCUGAGGAACAAACAAGUGAAACAAGCCUUUAGUGACUUAGUAAAACAAUUACACUGCUCUCAAGGAAUUAGAAGUAUGUUGAAGUAGGUUUCAUAAGCAAAUUUUCU
Messenger RNA from Talpa occidentalis (Iberian mole), 1219 nucleotides. RefSeq names its product olfactory receptor 6C2-like. The transcript has 2 exons. The record is from RefSeq and is a predicted model, not a curated record. Gene Ontology annotation, cellular component: membrane. Gene Ontology annotation, molecular function: G protein-coupled receptor activity; olfactory receptor activity. NCBI's taxonomy places the organism in Eukaryota, Metazoa, Chordata, Mammalia, Eulipotyphla, Talpidae. Gene Ontology annotation, biological process: G protein-coupled receptor signaling pathway. The coding region runs from base 246 to 1199 and encodes 317 amino acids.